Molecule: messenger RNA, 1131 nt
Organism: Arachis ipaensis
Lineage: Eukaryota; Viridiplantae; Streptophyta; Magnoliopsida; Fabales; Fabaceae
Source: RefSeq, a predicted model, not a curated record
AUGGCGGACGUCCCCCCGCCCACUUCAUCCGAGCUUCUGAGGAUGGUGACCGAGCUUCAACAGGCAAAUCAGCGAAUGGCGGAAGAUAACCAGAGAAUGCAAAAUCAAAUCGCGCAGUUAGAACAAGCUCGUUUAGGGCACCAUACUAAUGAUGAUGAAAACAACGAACGAACUCAUGUUUCUGAGACACCACAAAGCAAUAAUGAAGAAGAUCAACGGAAUGAAGAAGCUCAGCCUGAAAAUGAGGAAGAACAACCUGACAACUCCGCAGGACCAUUCACGGCGGAUAUAAUGAACUUUCAACUCCCUAGACAAUUCACCCUCCCAACAACUUUAACCCCAUAUGACGGACUGGGUGAUCCAAAGCAGCAUGUUAAAAAGUUCCGAUCUAUUAUGAUUGUUAACGGUGCAUCCGAUCCAAUUCUUUGUCGAUGUUUUCCAUCUUUUUUAGACGGUCCUGCACUUGACUGGUUUUGCUCUUUGCCUGCAGAUUCAAUAUCCCGCUUUCAGGAGUUAGCUCGUCAAUUUGAAGACCAUUUUGCAGCAUCUGCAAUAUACCUCCAUGAUUCUGACUAUUUGACAACUAUUAAGCAGGGACCACAAGAGAGCCUCAAGGAUUAUAUAACUCGUUUCACGAAGGUGGCUAUGAAAAUCCCUAAUCUCCACCCCGAGGUCCAUCUUCAUGCAAUUAAGAGUGGCCUGCGACCAGGUAAAUUUCAGGAGACCAUUGCCGUUGCAAAACCAAAAACCUUGGCCGAAUUCCGCGAGAAGGCCAAAGGACAGAUCGAUAUCGAAGAACUUCGCCAAGCAAGAAAGGCAGAAAAAUCAGCAGUCAAGGAUGAUGAAAAACCACGCGAUAACAAGAAGAGCUUCAAACCGGUCCCGCGAUAUGAAUCUUAUACCCAGUUUAACACCAAACGGGAUGAUAUAAUCAAGGAAAUACUAAAUUCUAAGCUAAUCAAACCCCCUCGAAAGGCAGGCGCUUAUCCAGAAGCAAAAAACGUCGACAAAACUAGAUACUGCACUUUUCAUCAAAAGCAUGGCCACACAACCGACGAAUGUGUCAUUGCUAAAGAUUUGCUAGAGCGUUUGGCACGGCAAGGCCGGACCAGGAAAAAACAGCUUUUAUAA